GAAACAGCUGAUGAGCUCAUCUAUAAACAGCUGGGGAUAGUCUCUAGGUUGCUACCUCUUGUCCUCAUGGGAGACUUAAAUCUUCCUGAUAUCUGCUGGAAGUACAAUACAGCAAAAAGGAAGCAGUCUAGGAGGUUCCUGGAGUAUGUGGAAGACAAUUUCCUCACACAACUGCACCUUGAGAAUGACAAGGAAGAUCUUCACCAAUACCAGGGAGCGAUGGAGGCAGCAAAAUGUGAACAGCGCCUUUGCCAAGCUGAGGAAACUCAUUCCCACCCACCCACCAGACAAAAAGCUGAGCAAGAAUGAGACACUCCGUUUAGCUAUGAGAUACAUCAACUUCCUUGUCAAGGUCCUGGGAGAGCCAGGCCUGCAGCAGACAGCAGUGGCAGCACGGGGCAGCAUCCUGGGGUUCUUCCAGCAAGCCCCGCACUUGCAAAGCAUGGAGGAGCUGAUGCUGAUUGAAAACUGUGGUGUCUCCUCUCCUGGCAUGAGCAGCAAUAUAGUAGAGUAUUGGUCAGAGACAUCAUCUCCCUAGCAGACAAUGAGACAUGCAGUGUUGGUGUUAGUCUGAUUGUCCCCCUCUUUUUGCAUAAUCUGUGGUUUGCUUCUCUAUGUAUUGUGAUUAUUUAUUUGUAUUUAUUACUGUUUUAUUUGGUAUAGGGUUUUAUUUAAUAGGGAAGGAAAUCUUUGUUCAGCCAACAACCUGGAAGACCAGGCAGAGAACUUGCAGCCCCUAGGAACUUGGAAGUGCUUACUGCUGUCACAGAAGAGUCCAAGCCAGAAGGGCCUUCUGCCUUGAUCUCAUCCAUAUAUCAGAUCAUAGGAAUUACUCCAGUGUUUCUUGCAGGGAAAGAGAUUAUUCUCCCGUGCUAUUUCAAGUAAACGCUACCAAGCUCAAGAAUGAUGACUGCACUAUAAAAUUUGUCCAAUCCUCAGUAGUGAGGAUUUUAAUGGGAUAUUUGCCACAGCCCUCCACUAGACUAAUUGCACUCACUCUUGAGCCUAUGAAUCUUAUUUCCAGCUUGAUUAUUGUUUUUUAAAGUAGAUAUCCUUGCCCUUCAACCUGGCUACAUCUUUCUGCAGCAGACUGGAGGAAUCCCUAGUGUUGGAACCAAAUGCUAUUAAACAAAAUCAAAUAUUUGGUUAAAGUAAAAAAAUGCAAAUUUAAAAUAAAAGAACAGAUAGUCAUAGAUGAAUUUCAGUCGGUUCAAUAGGCAGAGUAAACCUCCUCUGUGUAAGUGACAGCUUGCACGUCAAGAAAGCUGGUCAACUAUGCUCCUGCUGCCUUAAAAAAAAACAUUAAACAGGUUGGUGGCUAAAUGUCUUUGUUCUUCAACAGUUGUGGCAAUGGGGGAAGUCCUGUUUCUGGAGGGAGGUCCCAGGAAAUAGGCCUCAAUGAGGCACUGUGAAAACCUUCAUGGAAAUGCCAGUGAGCAGUGCACCUUCUGACGCUGAGCUGCCUUUUAAAUCCUCGCCAACUGCCAGAUACACCAAAUAAGCCAGGGCUGGCUCUGCUAAGUGUGGAUUGGGCUGUCCUGUGCAUUGACAAAGGUGAAGGUCUGAUAGAAAAAGCAGCUCACCCCAUCCAGGUCUGGUGCAUUAAGGUACAGGAGUACCAGUGGACAGAUUUUGAACAAAAUUAAAAAAAAAAACAAAACAACAAACUGAAAGUGUUCGUGGUGAUUUCAUUUUAGUUUUGAACAUUGCUAAUCAUCGGUUUGUAAUUCUUGCAUUUCUGAGCUUUCAGAGCCAAGGACUGCACCGGAGUGAAAAAUCACUUAGUCUUGCACAGUUCAUGAAAUCAGUACUGUUUUCUCCCCAUCUGUUUCCACUUCAGUGUUACUGAAUGGAGUCACAGCCUCUUAUGCACAGCACCUCAAAGGUAAUAAGUUCUCCUCGUAGCUUUCUGUUGACUUGCUGGGUGUUACAGUGAGACAAAUUUGUCCAAAUAAACCAGAGCACUUACUGGCAAGGUGUGAUGUGCUAUUUGGACUAUCAUCCCCUUGCUGUCCUAUGGAACGCAUGUUACAAAGGCAAGACAAAACAUCUUGUGAGUGGAAUUAUUGUCGAGAAAGAAACCUGGCAAUUUUGUUACAUAACAUUUGUUAUAUUUUCUAUCCUAAAAAGCUUCCCUUCUUGUUAUUGCUUUGGUUCAUAUCAGCUCUUUCUUUGUUGUCCUUUCCAUUUAGGAGCUCCCUACUCUCAUGUUCAACAUGUAUUUCACUAAAUCUAUCUACCAAAGAUAUUUUUUUUUCUGGUCAAUUUUAUUCUUUGUGUUUUGCGGAUUUCUUAUCUAUAUAAUCAUGAACAAAUACAGUGUAACUGAUCACAUGCUGUGCUGUAUGACAUUUUUAACAUCUAACAUAUUCCAAAUAAAGUACUUAAGAAACUAACCUUUCUCUUUUUAAAUGUCUAUAAAAUUUCAUUUUACAUUUCCAUACUGCUUUGUAGAAGAUACCAAAAACAUUACAAUGUGAUUUACAGUAGCCAAUUGUUCUGCUGUUCAACACUAAGGAAAGAGUCUUGGUGUUAGAGACAACAUUAUCAUGUGAUGAAGAAUGACAGGAAUUCUUUGGUUAUU
Cuculus canorus (common cuckoo) is the source of this 2584-nucleotide messenger RNA. It is a transcript of the gene TAL2, whose product is annotated as TAL bHLH transcription factor 2. Gene Ontology annotation, molecular function: DNA-binding transcription factor activity, RNA polymerase II-specific; protein dimerization activity; RNA polymerase II cis-regulatory region sequence-specific DNA binding. The transcript is spliced from 2 exons. The record is from RefSeq and is a predicted model, not a curated record. Gene Ontology annotation, biological process: regulation of transcription by RNA polymerase II. NCBI's taxonomy places the organism in Eukaryota, Metazoa, Chordata, Aves, Cuculiformes, Cuculidae. Bases 146 to 538 code for a protein of 130 amino acids.